CCCGAUUUUUGACACUUGACACUUCGUUAAUCGAUUGUUUUUUUGGUUGCGUUGUGCCGGUUUUUGGUGUGAUUUUUUACUGGAAGAGAAAUUAAUUUAAGCGUAACAGUUGGAAAAUUUUUGCAAGGAGGUUUUCUGGCGACUUGAGCAAGUUUAUAUUUAGUCGUUGAUAGUCAUGGCUAUGAAUUCUUCACAAGUUAAAGCGGCCCAUCUUCAACAGCAACAAAACAACAUGGCGGGACCAGGAGGAACCGGUUGGCCAAGACGAAAUAGCCAGAACGCUGCACAAGAGACGAAAUUCAUUGCGCCCGUAGUUGCUCCUCCAUCAGCAGCGAUUAAUAGGAUCAUUAAAGUGUAUCCGUUAACAAACUACAUAUUUGCUACCAAAGAACAUCUUUUUGAAAAAGAUCCCUCUGUACCAGCUAGGUUUCAAAGAAUGCGCGAUGAAUUUGAGAGAAUUGGAAUGAGACGAAGUGUAGAGGGUGUUCUAUUAGUACACGAACAUAAUCUUCCACAUGUUUUACUACUUCAGUUAGGGACUACCUUCUUUAAGUUGCCAGGUGGCGAGUUAAACCCUGGCGAAGAUGAAGUUGAAGGUUUAAAAAGAUUACUGACAGAGACGCUCAGCCACAUGGACGGCGCUAAGCCGGAUUGGCACGUGGAGGACAUCAUCGGCAACUGGUGGAGGCCCAACUUCGAACCGCCCCAGUACCCCUACCUUCCGUCGCACAUAACCAAGCCCAAGGAGCACAAGCGCCUAUUUUUAGUGCAACUGCCAGAGAAGGCCACGUUUGCCGUACCUAAAAACUACAAGUUAGUCGCUGCUCCAUUGUUUGAACUGUAUGACAAUUCUCAAGGAUACGGACCAAUCAUAUCGUCCUUGCCACAGUCAUUGUGCAGAUUUGAGUUCAUAUACAUGUGAUGUUUGAAGUAAAGAGCGAAAAAAAAAUUUGGGAACAACAGGUGGUUUACAGACACAUUUCCUUCAUUAUUUCCAGUUCAAUUUUUUUACCAAGCUGUUUGAUUUCUUUAAGACCUAGGUUAUGUAUUUUUUUUUCGGGGGAUGAAACAUCAAAGAAACAUAAAAAGGCAGUAAAGUUAGAUCUCAACAUUAAUUAC
Molecule: messenger RNA, 1119 nt
Organism: Sitophilus oryzae (rice weevil)
Lineage: Eukaryota; Metazoa; Arthropoda; Insecta; Coleoptera; Curculionidae
Product: cleavage and polyadenylation specificity factor subunit 5-like
Exons: 5
Coding region: 176-922 (248 amino acids)
Cellular component (GO): mRNA cleavage factor complex
Molecular function (GO): mRNA binding
Source: RefSeq, a predicted model, not a curated record